Messenger RNA from Periophthalmus magnuspinnatus, 4175 nucleotides. Its product is annotated as xenotropic and polytropic retrovirus receptor 1 homolog. Gene Ontology annotation, molecular function: inositol hexakisphosphate binding. The transcript is spliced from 16 exons. Gene Ontology annotation, cellular component: plasma membrane; cytoplasm; Golgi apparatus. The record is from RefSeq and is a predicted model, not a curated record. Gene Ontology annotation, biological process: cellular response to phosphate starvation; phosphate ion transport. Bases 176 to 2245 code for a protein of 689 amino acids. Lineage: Eukaryota; Metazoa; Chordata; Actinopteri; Gobiiformes; Gobiidae.
CGAAGACAAUAGGGGCAUCCGACUAAACGUCUUUGACCGAGCAACCCAGCCUAAUCUCCGGAUGAGAGUGGCUCCUGAAACGUCCCCCUGCUGCUAAACCCGAGCGGGAGGAUUAGGAGGACCAAAAGUACGCCGAUCUACAAGACAAACAAGACAGAAAUUCGUUAAAAAAAAGAUGAAAUUCACGGAGCACCUCGCGGCGCACAUCACCCCGGAGUGGAGGAAGCAGUACAUCCAAUAUGAGGCAUUCAAAGAGAUGCUGUAUGCUGCUCAAGACCAGGCCCCGUCCAUUGAAGUCACAGAUGAAGAUGCGGUCAAAAGGCACUACGCCAAGUUUGAAGAGUUGUUUUUUCAAAGGUGUGAGAAGGAACUGGCUAAGAUCAACACCUUCUACUCGGAGAAGCUAGCCGAGGCCCAGCGGCGCUUUGCCACUUUGCAGAAUGAGCUGCAAUCUUCUCUGGACGCGCAGAGGGAGAGCGCUGUCAUUGGGCUCCGCCGCAGAAAGACUGUGUUUGCUCUGUCCCAGAAGGAAAGGUGCAAACACAGGAACAUCAAGGACCUGCAGCUGGCCUUCUCAGAGUUCUACCUCAGCCUCAUCCUACUGCAGAACUACCAGAACCUGAACUUCACAGGCUUCAGGAAGAUCCUAAAGAAACAUGACAAGAUCCUGGAGACAUCCCGAGGAGCAGACUGGAGGGUGGCCCAUGUGGAAGUGGCCCCUUUCUACACUUGCAAGAAGAUCACACAGCUCAUCUCUGAAACUGAGGCGCUGGUUACCACAGAGCUGGAAGGAGGCGACCGUCAGAAAGCCAUGAAGAGGUUGAGAGUCCCUCCUCUGGGAGCGGCUCAGCCUGCUCCUGCUUGGACCACCUUCAGAGUGGGGCUGUACUGCGGGGUAUUUCUUGUGUUAGUCGUUACUGUAGUUAUAACGGGGUCUGUGCUGAUUCGUAAUAAUGAUGUUUGGCCCAUGAUCCGCAUCUACAGAGGAGGCUUCCUAUUGAUAGAAUUUCUAUUUCUUUUAGGCAUUAACACGUAUGGCUGGAGACAGGCCGGAGUGAACCACGUGCUGAUUUUUGAGCUCAACCCCAGGAACAACUUGUCACACCAGCAUCUGUUUGAGAUCGCUGGUCUGCUGGGUGUGUUGUGGUGCGUGAGCCUGCUCUCCUGCCUCUUCUCUGAGAGUCUGCUGGUGCCCAUGCAAGUCAACCCUCUGGCCCUCUAUGGCUUCUUCCUCCUAUUCCUCAUCAACCCCUUCAAGACCUGCUACUACAAGUCCCGAUUCUGGCUCCUCAAGCUCCUGUUUCGUGUGGUCACCGCCCCAUUCCACCGCGUGGGCUUUGCAGACUUCUGGCUGGCCGAUCAGCUCAACUCCCUGGGGGUCGUUCUCAUGGACCUAGAGUACAUGAUCUGCUUCUACAGCUUUGAACUGGACUGGAAGAUACAGCAUGGUCUCUUUAAUGAAGGAGGUGGAGAUGUGUGUAACUCAUACUCGUAUGGCGUCCGAGCAGUGAUCCAAAUCCUCCCGGCCUGGUUCAGGUUUGUGCAGUGUCUGCGGCGUUACCGUGACACCAAACGGGCCUUCCCUCACCUCGUCAACGCCGGCAAAUACUCCACCACCUUCUUUGUGGUCACCUUUGCCGCCCUCUACAGCACGCACAAAGAUGGAAAGCCAGAGGAGGCGCAGGUGUUCUUCUACCUGCACAUCACGUGCCUCGUGAUCAGCUCUUUGUACACUCUGAUCUGGGACCUGAAGAUGGACUGGGGCCUGUUCGAUCGUAACGCAGGAGAGAACACUUUUCUGAGGGAGGAGAUUGUCUACCCACACAAGGCUUAUUAUUACAGUGCCAUAGUGGAGGAUGUGCUGCUGCGCUUCUCAUGGACACUGACCAUCACCCUCAGCACUCUGACCAAAAUAAACGGCAUUAAAGACAUUCUGACCACCAUCUUAGCCCCAAUGGAGGUCUUCAGGCGGUUUGUGUGGAACUUCUUUCGUCUGGAGAACGAGCACCUGAAUAACUGUGGUGAGUUCCGGGCAGUGCGGGACAUCAGUGUGGCUCCUCUGAACGCAGACGACCAGACGCUACUGGAGCAGAUGAUGGACCAGGAAGAUGGAGUGAGGAACCGCCAGGGCAAGAAGAGCUGGAAGAGGAGCUACAGCAUGAGCCUGCGCAGGCCCAGGCUCGCCUCGCAGUCUAAGACUCGUGACACCAAAGUUCUGAUCGACGACACGGAUGACGACUCCUGACAUCAGGCCACGCCCCUCGCCUGGGUCCAAAACCUCUUCAAAGGAGGGAACGCCUCUUCCUCCUCCUAACUGCGACUCCCCGGGCGGGCUGGGCGUUGGAUCAGCCUAUUACAGACUAUCACGUGAACGUAAACACUCCUCUUCUACUGUCUCUGCUGGUGUGCUCUGAAGCCCAGCAGGCGGCCAUGACAGUCCUGAUACUUCUGAACAGAUCAGGAGUUUGAAUCUUUAAGAGCAGUGAGAGGAGAUACCGACCUCUACACAUUUGCUUUUGAACAAGGCAGCAAAGAGGAACUAAUUUUAACUAGCUCAGUGCCACACAGAACUGAGAAAGAAUAGAAUGGACAGAUGUUGAAAUUCUGCCAGCUGCUUUUAGUCUCAGCAAACCAGGUUAAGUGGCCCCAAAAAGUCACUACAAAAAAAUGGAAUAUGCAACAGUGGGUAAACAUAAAAUAGCUCUACUUCAAAGCUGUAGAUCUAGUUAUUUAUUAAAACAUUACAAUUGGUCUAAUUUUUUUGCAGCCAUUUCAAAUUUUCCACCAAAUUUAGUCAUUUUUGUUAUCUCCAAGUAGUUUUGAAUCGAAUUUCGAAACACUCCAUUCUGCAAGUAGGUUUGUGUCAGAAUGUAAAACAAAAUUUCAGAUUUCUGCUUUUCUUACAGUUGUUUGUUUGUGGCUUGAGCUUAACCCUGUCGUAAUGUUGCAAAGUCACUGUAAUCUAAUAAUUGUGAUGUAAAAUACUUAAUAGAUUUAGAAAUUUCCCAAAUUUUAAAACAAACAUAUAUUGAAGUUUGGGCUUGUCACUUCAUAUGUUGUCAUUUUGUGAUCUUUGUAGUGACCUUUCAGGGCCACCAUAGAUUAAGCUCAUUGAGAGGCCUUUAUAAUCAGUUUGGCACCUUGGACAUUAUUCGUGAACCUCAGACUUGAUAGAAUUCCACUUGUUUUUCAUCUUAGCCGUUGGACUACAUCUGGGCACGCUCAGAAACUACAAAUAUGGCUCUCAAUCACCACAGCGCUGCCUACCUGCACCUUACGUACUCGCUUUUACAAAACAAUAACAAACAUCGCACUUUGCCGGACAAGUGGAGCAGGAUGCCUAAUAUAGGACAAUUUUCUUUUUGAAAUUUUACGUCAAGGAAGCAGGUUAUGAGUAAUGGUUGUAAAUAUUUGAUGGACUAAACAGGCAUUUAGAAAUUUCCCCCAUAAACAUAAAGUGCUUAUUUCAAACGUGCAAGAAGGAUUUUUGCGUAAUAUAUUUUUUGGGCAAUUUGAAAAUGGACAGUCCAAUGUUAGCUACUACAUAGACAACCUCCGCCGUGGUUGGACGCUGAAUGUAUGCCAACUUAUUUAUGUGCGAAUGGGAAAAAAACAAGCAAUGUCUCUUGAAAAAAAAAAAAAGUUUUCUGUCUUUUCGUCGAUUCAGAAGGAUCUGCUUUAUUGUGAAACAGGUGACUUCUUAAAGGACUGGGGUGGGUGUUGUUUGUUAAAAGGCCUAUAUUGCGCUAUUUUCUGGUCUAUGUAUCUAUGUUUAUAAUGUUGUUUCCUCAUCAAAAACAUACCAACCCUGCAUAUUUAGGCUUAGUUCUUCUCUCAGAAAACUGUUCCACCUUGUGAUGUCAUGUGGUAAUACAAGAAGUGCUCCGUUGUGUUUUUAAACUCCACACACCUUCACUAGAAUCAUCAUUUCAGCUCUGGAAUGAUCAUUCUCAAGGUGAAGCACAGCAUUUUGAGCUUUAGAGAUGUAGACCUCCUGAUAAUAAAGCAUUACUCAACAUGUGGGAAUGAAACAAAACACAACUCCAGGGAUGUUUUUGAGGAGGUAACAACAUUAUAACACAAAGCUCACAAGAAUCAAUUUUAUGUAAUAUAGGACCAUUUCGUUUGGUGCUGGUGCCGUGCAUUGGAGGAGGAUUUCCAUAGUUUUAUUAUUA